AACAGAUCAAAAUAAAUACUAGUAGUCAAUCCGAAAAAAAAUUGUGAGUUGAGUUGUUUUGACUACUAUGGACAACAGAUGGACAACAGAUGGACAAUAGAUACCUAUACAUUACAAUAGGUGAUUUAAACUGUGUAAAUAUGUGGACCGUAUCAAAUGAAAUUCAGGUGUUUGCAAGUUAAUUUUGGCACCUGCUGUGGAACAAAAACGGAAUCUCAAAAGGAAGAUAUUACCCAAUAGACUAAGGAUGGAUGUGUUUGUGUAUGGAUUGCUUCUUUUAUCACUGUCUAAAUGCGUGGAAUCAAAAUCACCACAUAUUGUGUUUAUUGUGGCUGAUGAUUUGGGAUGGAACGAUGUAGGAUUCCGUAAUCCGGCUGUUAUUUCUCCUAACAUAAACUAUCUAGCAAAGCAUGGGAUGAUAUUGAACAAUUCUUAUGUGCAACCAGUCUGUUCUCCGUCAAGAAACGCCUUUUUAUCAGGAUUUUAUCCAUUCAAAUCAGGAUUACAGAAUUUUGUCAUUUUACCACAGGCGCCUUCAUGUGCACCCCUUAAUCGAACAUUUCUGCCACAGAAACUGAAAGAACUUGGAUAUGCAACACAUAUGAUUGGAAAAUGGCAUUUAGGAAUGUGCAAAUGGGAAUGUACUCCUACAUACCGUGGGUUCGAUACAUUUUAUGGAUAUUAUAACGGACAAGAAGAUUACUAUAACUAUACAGUUCUUAAUGGGUCAGAUUUCCGUGAUAACAAAGAACCAAUACGACCAAACGAAUACUCUACGUAUGCCUAUGCCCGACGAGCUAACAAAAUCAUCACUCAACACAAUAAAAGUCAACCAAUGUUCUUGUACCUUCCUUUCCAGUCAGUUCAUGAACCAAUACAGGUUCCUGAAAUUUACGAAAAUAUGUACCAAGACAUAAAGAACGAAGGAAGACGAAAAUAUUCGGGAAUGGUAACAGCAAUGGAUGAUGCCAUUGGAAACGUUACAGAUUCACUGAAGCGUAAUGGAAUGUUUGAAGAUACCCUUAUUAUAUUUACUGCAGAUAAUGGUGGUUGGACAACCUAUUCUGGGAAUAAUUACCCACUGAGAGGGGGUAAGGCAACAGUAUAUGAAGGAGGAACUCGGGCUUCAGCUUUCGUAUACGGUUCGGGACUUCAGAAACCUAAUACUGUUUUUGACGGAAUGAUUCAUGCUGUGGACUGGAUGCCAACAAUUCUCUCUGCUGCUGGAGGAGGUGAAGUUAGUGGAAUAGAUGGUGUGGAUUUGUGGCCAAGCAUAAGUGAAGGAGUUCCAUCCUCCUUAAGGUCAGAGUUCAUCUAUAACCUCGACGAUUCUGUAGUACCUAUUGUAGGGCAUGCUGCUAUUAGGAUGGGUGAUUACAAAUUAAUAGAAGGAUUUGCUGGUGCAUAUAAUGGCUGGUACCCACUUCCUGAGAACGAGGAAGACCUAGAAAUAGAUGAACCAAAAGUAGACUACUACCAGUUGUAUAACUUGAGAGAUGAUCCUCACGAACAUAAUAAUUUGCACAUCAAAGAGCACAGCAUGUUGAAAAAGAUGAAAGAAAGGCUUGAUGAAUACAGGAAAUAUAUAGUUCCACCUCUAACAGAGAAAGCAGACCCUGCAUCGAGCCCAAAUAAUUAUAAUGGUUACUGGACACCUGGCUGGUGUUAGUGUUUAUUGAUUAAAACAUCAAAGUUCAAGAAAAUAUUAAAAUGACAUACACUCGAUUAUGCAAUUUGUUUAAUUAUUGUUCAAAGUUCUCCUCAUUCAUUACCCUUAUAUCAUUUUUAUGUAUUUAUUCAAUGCCACGGAGCUACUUUUAUUUUUUCUUUAGAGAACUUCCAGAUGUGCAUAGACACAACAAAACGUGAUGUUCAAUGCAAGACAAUUAAUGUUAGACAUCCCUUAUACAGCGUAAGAUAAAAUGGAACAAAAACCCCUUUCACAUACAAACAAUGCCUCCUAAAUAGGGAGGGGUUGAUAUCUAUUAGAGAAGGCUAUUGACAAAUAACGAAUCAGCAUCAAAUAUUUAGUGUAAAUUAGAACCAGAUACUUGAAUCAUGGCGUACAUAACAUAUCAAAUAAACUCAUCAUAGUACCAG
Mytilus californianus (California mussel) is the source of this 2100-nucleotide messenger RNA. Its product is annotated as arylsulfatase B-like. The transcript has 15 exons. The coding region runs from base 248 to 1669 and encodes 473 amino acids. The record is from RefSeq and is a predicted model, not a curated record. NCBI's taxonomy places the organism in Eukaryota, Metazoa, Mollusca, Bivalvia, Mytilida, Mytilidae.